Messenger RNA from Pyricularia pennisetigena, 780 nucleotides. RefSeq lists its product as uncharacterized. NCBI's taxonomy places the organism in Eukaryota, Fungi, Ascomycota, Sordariomycetes, Magnaporthales, Pyriculariaceae. Gene Ontology annotation, molecular function: RNA polymerase II CTD heptapeptide repeat phosphatase activity. The coding region runs from base 1 to 780 and encodes 259 amino acids. Gene Ontology annotation, biological process: termination of RNA polymerase II transcription. The record is from RefSeq and is a predicted model, not a curated record. The transcript has 2 exons. Gene Ontology annotation, cellular component: nucleus; mRNA cleavage and polyadenylation specificity factor complex.
AUGGAAGAGCCGCAAAACGAUGCGGCGGGCGGAUUGAGCCAGACCGAUGCGGCGGUUGAGAAGCCGCGGGACGAUGGCUUCAAGCUGAAAUUUUGCACCGUCUGCGCGAGCAACCAGAACAGAUCGAUGGAAGCUCAUCUGCAACUUUCCAAGGCAAACUAUCCAGUCAUUUCAUUCGGCACCGGCUCCCUGGUCCGCCUGCCCGGCCCGACGAUCACGCAGCCCAACGUCUACAAGUUCAACUCGACCUCGUAUGACGCAAUGUACAAGGAGCUCGAAGGCAAAGACCGCAGGCUGUACACAGCCAAUGGAAUUCUUAACAUGCUUGAGCGGAACCGUAACGUCAAGCGCGGACCCGAGCGCUGGCAGGACUGGCAGAUCGGGAUCCCGCGGCUGGAGCACGCCAGCGACCGGGGCAGCGAGGGCACUGAGGCUGGGGUUGUGGAUAUUGUCUUUACUUGUGAGGAGAGAUGCUGGGAUGCGGUGGUGGAGGACCUGCAUGCGCGGGGAUCGCCACUGAACCGACCGGUUCACGUCAUCAACAUCGACAUUAAGGAUAACCACGAGGAGGCGGCGGUUGGAGGUCAAGGGAUACUUGAUCUUGCCAACUCCCUGAACAAGGUUGCGGCCGAGGAGAGGGACAAGAUAGGCGCGGCCGGAUUCGACAGCGGUAAUGCGGCUGCCAGGUCUGGUUUUGACGAGAGAGUCCCUGAUGUGUUGGCAGAGUGGCAGGAGAGGUGGCCGAAUCUGCCUGCCACCUGGACACUGGCGUGGUUUUAA